AUGGCCGAAGAAGCAGAGUGCAGCCAGGCUACGAUUAUAAAUAUUCGCGCAAACUUGCGACAAUUUGGUAGUGUGCACGCACCCCCAACUCGAAUAGGACGGAGACGGACUGUAACACCACUGAUGAUCGAAGCCCUCUGCGAACACCUGUCUGAAAAGCCCGGUUUAUACCUCGAUGAGAUGGCUGUUUUCCUCUGGGAUGAAUUCCGCACCCUAGUCACAACCUCCAGCAUCAGACGAGCCCUUGUUGCCAAAAGUUGGUCUAAAAAGAGCACUCGGCAGCAAGCGAGGGAGCGAAAUGCCGAUUUGCGAGAAUGGUAUCUGUAUAAUUUAUCGGAUUUUCAGUCGUAUCAGCUGGUUUACGUUGAUGAAUCCGGAUGUGAUAAAAGGGUUGGAUUCAGACGGACAGGCUGGUCACCACUUGGCUUUGAUGCCUUUCUUGGAUGGUGUAUUGAUGUGGUCGGUGCAAAAGAAGAGAGUGCUAGAGGUCAUUUUCGGCACGCAGGCUUGAAAAUCGAAGAAGCCUUAAAAGAUUGUUAG
This is a messenger RNA of Penicillium diatomitis, 540 nucleotides long. RefSeq lists its product as uncharacterized. Bases 1 to 540 code for a protein of 179 amino acids. The transcript is spliced from 2 exons. Lineage: Eukaryota; Fungi; Ascomycota; Eurotiomycetes; Eurotiales; Aspergillaceae. The record is from RefSeq and is a predicted model, not a curated record.